AUGUGGACUUCGUCAUUUCUGCCACAACUACUGCCGGUCUUGGGGCUGCUUCUGCUGCUGCGAGUGGAGCAGUCACGGCAAGGUAACAUUUUGCUUUGCAUGAGAACACCGUCGUAGAGAAGUCGGAGACGGUGUCAGUAUUUGCCUGUGCCUUUUUUCGCCACCCAUUACGACGUCUUUCUUGUAUUUUUGGCAGUUGCUCUACCACAGCCUGAUAUAACAUGGCCGGAUGCACGUGAUCUUAAAGUGAUAGUCAGUCCUGAACCUUUCUACGCUUUGCAAGUACAGUGGCAAACACAGGAGCGAGAUUCACUACGCUAUCUUGAGGUCGUUCUACGCUGCAACGACUCCGACAAGACUGACAAAAGAACCUCUACAAAGGAUUCAUUCAUAAAAUACUACACAAACCCCUGCCCUCAGAGCUAUGUCGUUGAGGCAUUCUUGCAGACGGUCUUCAAUGAAAAGGGAAUGCGUGUCGCAAAGGCAAUGCCUGAAUCCUCAAGUACGGCUGAUUUAACUCCCAUUGCUUGUUCGAUGGAGAAAUUUGUUUUAAAUAGUUUGCAUUUUUGA
Molecule: messenger RNA, 570 nt
Organism: Spirometra erinaceieuropaei
Lineage: Eukaryota; Metazoa; Platyhelminthes; Cestoda; Diphyllobothriidea; Diphyllobothriidae
Source: the annotation of a GenBank genome assembly